AUGCUUCCAACUCCCCCACACCACCACCAACUCCUCCACCACCUCCUUCCCCCGCCCAUCCGCCGGCCCCGGCUCCACCACCACCUCCGCCGUCCGCGAGGGUGGCGCGCUCCCGCUGCGCGCCUACGAAGAAGCCUCUCCGUUCUCGCCGGUCGUGCCUAUCACGCCGACGGUGGUGACGAAGGCGGAUCGGAAGAGGAUGAGGAGGAUGGAGCCGAGGACGCCGACUGUGGAGAUGGUGAGGAGUGA
Messenger RNA from Chaetomium globosum CBS 148.51, 249 nucleotides. RefSeq lists its product as uncharacterized. Lineage: Eukaryota; Fungi; Ascomycota; Sordariomycetes; Sordariales; Chaetomiaceae. The transcript is spliced from 2 exons. The record is from RefSeq and is a predicted model, not a curated record. Bases 1 to 249 code for a protein of 82 amino acids.